Molecule: messenger RNA, 3162 nt
Organism: Homo sapiens (human)
Lineage: Eukaryota; Metazoa; Chordata; Mammalia; Primates; Hominidae
Gene: FKBP3
Product: FKBP prolyl isomerase 3
Exons: 7
Coding region: 1988-2563 (191 amino acids)
Cellular component (GO): nucleus
Molecular function (GO): peptidyl-prolyl cis-trans isomerase activity
Source: RefSeq, a predicted model, not a curated record
GCCCUCGUCUUCCCGCGGCCGGUGGCCUGGAAGGCCGGAGAGGCCCAGCUUGUGCUUUGGUGCCUCGCUCCCGCCUCUCGGGCGUUCUCUACUGGGGCAGGGGAGCAGCUUUAUUUCUUGGGGCACACAGGCUGCAAUUGUAGAGUUAGAACCUCAUUGGGAUCCUUGAGUGGGGGUGGAGGCCAGAAAAAUAGGAACCCGAGGAUAUUGGGGGCUAGGGCGGAGAGGCCGAGGAAUAGUGGUGUGGAUGAGACUCCUGGGAGCGGGGCGCCGGCUACUAGGGAAAUGGGAAGGGAUGUGAAGAUUUCUGUGGGAACGGUGUAUCCAACUUGCUUUUCUCAACAGUUUACUAAAUACUGAACAUUAAUGCGUGUGAUUUUUAAAAAAUCCGUAGGUUGUGGUUUAAGUUUUGAUUUAACAUAUCGACCCUUUAAAUGACCUUUUCACCUUUAUACUUUAAGGGAGCUACAUGCACAUUUCUCUUGUGCAGUGGUCUGUCAUUGUUAUAAACAGACUAAGAAAUUUAUUUGAAAUGCUUUAUACUGUAGGCUCUCCAUUUGUCAGCAUAGUCUCCAUCUUAACCAUCCGUCUAUAGUCAAGUUAUUUUUGUUACACUUGUUUUUCCUUUGGAAAAUAAGUUCAUUCAUGCACCUGUUAAAUUGCUGAAAUAGUUGUGCACGCAGCAUUCUCUUACAAGCGGCAGCCUGCUUGUGUUUUCUAUACAAUUUUUAAAAUUCUAAACUUUUCAUUUAGAAAAACUGUUUCUGGGUUUUUUUGUUUGUUUGUUUGAGACGGAGUCUCUCUCUGUUGCCCAGGCUGGAGUGCAGUGGCGCGAUCUCGGCUCACUGCAACCUCCGCCUCCCGGGUUCAAACGAUUCUCCUGCCUCUGCCUCUCGAGUAGCUAGGACUACAGGCGCGUGCCACCACGCCAGGUUAAUUUUUUGUAUUUUUAAUAGAGACGGGAUUUCACCGUGUUAGUCAGGAUGGUCUCGAUCUCCUGACCUCGUGAUCCGCCCGCCUCGGCCUCCCAAAGUGCUGGGAUUACAGGCGUGAGCCACUAUUUCUGGGUUAUUUUGAGAAGCUUAUAUUUUAUUUUCAUUUUGGGCGGGCGUCAUGACAGGGAGAUAGAAGAACUCUCCAACUUCCAGUGCCUUCUUCCUUAAUUAUUAUCCUGGCAUCCGCAUCUUAGAUUAAUUUAGCAGAUAUUAAUACAACAUCUGUAACAAGAACUAUUCUCAGUGUUUGGAGGUACAAGGGUGAAAAAGAACAUGUGUCGGGGAUCUUACCCCAUUUUAAUGGAACUAUUUUCUCUUAAGCCAAUUCGUAUUUCAUCUGAAACAAUAGAAUAGACAUCAUUAACAUUUAAUAAUACCUCAGUCAUGUACUUCAUCCAUCAUAUUCUUAUGAAACAAAUCAUGCCAUGUGGAAUCGUAUGUAAAACUGGGCCACGUGGAAGAAUUUCAACAGACUUGGAUUAUCAAAAUGUUUUUAUAACAUUAAUCUUUUAAAUGCAUAGUCUCGGUCGGUCGUGGUGGCUCAUUCCUGUAAUCCUAGCACUUUCGGAGGCCAAAGCGGGCGGAUCACGAGGUCAGGAGAUCGAGACCAUCCUGACUAACAGUUGAGGCCAGGCAUUGAGGACCAGCCUGGCCAACGUAGCGAAACCUCAUUUCUACUAAAAAUACAAAAAAAAUUAGCUGGGCCUGGUGGUGGGCGCCUCUAAUCCCAGCUGUUCGGGAGGCUGAGGCAGGAGAAUCGUUUCAACCCAAGAGGGGGAGGUUGCAGUGGGCCGAGAUUGGGCCACUGCACUCCAGCCUGGGCGACAGAGCUAGACUCUGUCUCAAAAAUUAAUAAUAAUAAUCUCCGGUGAUCAUUAACACUUAGACCUAUACUUGACAAUAAUUAUUUUAUUAAUCAUAAGAUAUCAAAGAGAUGUUUAUGCUUUUAUGCUUUGGGUAUUUUCUGGAAUCUUUAACAAGAAACCACCAGCAUGCUAAAGUUUCUUGCAGAACAUAAAUUAUUAGGAAACAUUAAAAAUGUGGCCAAGACAGCUAACAAGGACCACUUGGUUACAGCCUAUAACCAUCUUUUUGAAACUAAGCGUUUUAAGGGUACUGAAAGUAUAAGUAAAGUGUCUGAGCAAGUAAAAAAUGUGAAGCUUAAUGAAGAUAAACCCAAAGAAACCAAGUCUGAAGAGACCCUGGAUGAGGGUCCACCAAAAUAUACUAAAUCUGUUCUGAAAAAGGGAGAUAAAACCAACUUUCCCAAAAAGGGAGAUGUUGUUCACUGCUGGUAUACAGGAACACUACAAGAUGGGACUGUUUUUGAUACUAAUAUUCAAACAAGUGCAAAGAAGAAGAAAAAUGCCAAGCCUUUAAGUUUUAAGGUCGGAGUAGGCAAAGUUAUCAGAGGAUGGGAUGAAGCUCUCUUGACUAUGAGUAAAGGAGAAAAGGCUCGACUGGAGAUUGAACCAGAAUGGGCUUACGGAAAGAAAGGACAGCCUGAUGCCAAAAUUCCACCAAAUGCAAAACUCACUUUUGAAGUGGAAUUAGUGGAUAUUGAUUGAAAUAGCAGUGCUUCAGCUCUAAGGAUAUUAGCAACAAUGAUAAAACUUGGCCUUGAAGAAAUUUACACAACUAGUUAGAACUUGUUACUAUUGUAAAGGAAGAGUCAACUGGAAAAUUCAAGGAGUUAAUAAAAUUUGUUUACUUGGUCCCAGCUUUUGAGAGAUAAAUCCCUUAUGAAUCCCUGGUCUAAAAUACUUUCCUACAGCUGUGUAAAAUACUGGUCAAGGAGAACUUUUUCCUUUUACCUCAUGUUGUAAACUUAAGUGGCUCAAUAAAAAUUGAUCCACUGUCUUGAUCUGACUGUGAUUUGUUUGGUGUUAAUAUAUUAUUGUUCUGAUUAGGGAAUUGGAACUAAGGACCUCAUCAAACCAGGGAGUAACUCCCAGUAAAAUUAUCUGGACAGAUUGCCUGUAUAAUGAGAAGGCAAAAGCAUAAGGCUUGAGGGGAAACAAAAUGCUAAAAGCAGAAAAAUCUUGGCAGGAAGAUCAAGACCUGAAUUUAGAAAAGGUGUACUUCAAAACCAAUGAGCCACUAAUAAAGGUGAACAUAAGGUUAAUAUUACUAAUUGAUCCCCCCAAAAUAAAUUCAUAAACAAUUA